GCGUCAGUCAGAUCAGAACCAGGAACUGUCUCAUCCAGGUGAAGAUGGAGAGAUCAAUUUCUUUUAUUUAAGAGAGCAACAUGGGUAACACAGAGAGUGUGGUGUUGCAGAAGCGGCUGGCCCGCUUUCGCCCCGAGGAGCGGCCUGUGAUCGAAGGCGUGUUUGACCAGCUCCAGGGUGCUGGGGGCCCCUCAGGGGCCCCAGGGAAAGCAGCAUCGGGAAAGAUUCUCACUCUUGAGAUGCUUCAGCUGGCCAUGGGCACCAUGGCACCAGAAUCCUUGGUGAGGAGGGUCCACCGGUGCAUAUGUUCCAUCGAUCCCGGACUGACGACACCAAACACCUCUGGCAAGACCAACCAACCCGCUGCCUCGGGGGUGGGCAGAGAACAGCUGACUGUCUUUCUUGCAGACACCUUGCGAGGCACUGCAGAGGAACGGGCUCCUCUUGUCAUGGCCAUGUCCCAGCAUGCAUCAGGGGCAGCAGCAGUUGUCACGUGUGAGCAAGUAGCAGAGUUCCUGCAGGACCUGAUAUCUGCUGUAGUUCAGAUCCUGGUCCACAGAGGGCGCCUGCAGGGCUGGAAACCAGACAGAAUGGGGGACAGCUCCCUGGGUGUUAAACUCCUGGCAGAGCAGAUGUGUUCUGAACUCAAGCCCUCAGAUCAGGGAACUUGUGAUGUUUCUUGUCUGGAGGACUGGAUCUUUAGGGUCUCUCAGGUUUCCGUGUACUUGGAGAUGCUGGUGGCUGAGGGACUAAAUGUGUCUCUGAGCAGCCGCCCUGCCCCGACACUGCUGCCCCCGUGCAGGGAGACGCCCUGGAAAGAGUUGAGGUGUCUGCUGGACCUUCCCACGCUCAUGUUUCUGGCUCCACAGUUGCCAGACAGCUACAGCGCCCCCUGGAGGCUUGUGUUUUCCACGGUGCUGCACGGGGAAAGCUUCACCAGGAUGGUGGCCGGCCUGACAAAGCGAGGGCCCACGCUGCUGCUCAUCAAAGACACUAAGGGUCAUGUUUUCGGGGGCUUUGCGUCACAUGGUUGGGAGGUCAAACCUCAGUUCCAGGGUGACUCCAGAUGCUUCCUGUUCACUGUGUUCCCCAGUCUGAGAGUUUAUACAGCCACAGGAUACAACCAACACUUCAUGUACCUCAACCAGAACCAGCAGACCAUGCCCAACGGACUGGGCAUGGGCGGUCAGCAUGGCUACUUUGGCUUGUGGCUGGACAGCGAAUUUGGCCGUGGUCACAGCCGUGCACGGCCCAAGUGCACCACCUACAGCAGCCCUCAGCUCUCUGGAGAAGAAGACUUCACCCUGGACUCAGUGGAAGUGUGGGCGGUGGGAAAGCCACCAGAACCAGAGGAGGGUGAGGAAGGGGAGGGUAAGAAGAGCAUCCUGAAUGUGGAUCCCGAGGUUCAGGCCAUAAUGGAGAUGACGGGGAAGACUCUGCACAGUCAGGGACUCCGAGAGCCAGAGGAAGACCAGGAUUAGUGGCCAGAGACAAUCUGACUGAGCCUUGCUAAGACUCACAGCCACUUGUACUGAAACAUGCAGACAUGUGAAGAAGUCACCUUCUCGCCCUUCCUGGGCCUUUUAACCUACAAAAGUUUUUUUUUUGUUGUUGUUUUUUUUAAUUGCACUGAAGUCAUGUUUUCACCAACUGGCUAUAUCAGGGACUCAGCUGUGAAUACUGCAUGACUCUUAAAAUUUAGUAGCUUGAAAGUGGUCUGGAAAGCCUGACGUGUCAUGAGUAACCAGGCUUCAGGCCCGCUUACAAAGGCUUGAAUUAAGGCAACUGGAAUUAUUUUAUUUUGUUUCUGAAGACGUUUCACCAUCCAUCCCGACAGCAUCAUCACUUCAAAUGAGCUCUUGUCAUCAGUACACAAGAUUUAGGUGCAAAUUCACUCUUAAGCUCCACUGAUGCUAAAAAGGAUACGCACAUCAUCACUUUUACCAUUACGAAGAUUGAGGGCAUUUGUGUGUGGCAGUAGAUUGAUAUGUGUAAAUUAUGUUGAUCCGAGUGUAAUAAAGAUUACCAGUAUUAUAAUCUAUUUUAUCAAGAUUCAAGUUUUCAGUGCAAUAAAAUUCUGUCUUUGCUGUCCACCCUGAUGCUGGCGCAUAUAUGUAAAAAUAAUGGAAUAAACAGACUGCAAUAA
Messenger RNA from Cololabis saira (Pacific saury), 2146 nucleotides. RefSeq names its product MTOR associated protein, eak-7 homolog (gene meak7). The coding region runs from base 81 to 1481 and encodes 466 amino acids. The transcript is spliced from 9 exons. The record is from RefSeq and is a predicted model, not a curated record. Gene Ontology annotation, biological process: TOR signaling. Lineage: Eukaryota; Metazoa; Chordata; Actinopteri; Beloniformes; Belonidae.